Molecule: messenger RNA, 1596 nt
Organism: Morus notabilis
Lineage: Eukaryota; Viridiplantae; Streptophyta; Magnoliopsida; Rosales; Moraceae
Product: serine/threonine-protein phosphatase PP1
Exons: 4
Coding region: 313-1278 (321 amino acids)
Cellular component (GO): cytoplasm; nucleus
Molecular function (GO): protein serine/threonine phosphatase activity
Source: RefSeq, a predicted model, not a curated record
CUUUCUUUCUUUCUUCUCAGUCUCUCUCAACUCUCUUUGCUUUCCACUGAAUAUAUUCCUUGCUUUACAGUUCUGCAUAUGUGAGUUCCGUUUUCCUAAAGCCUCACAAAGAAAGAUGCCAAAUUCGAAUUCCCCCAUUUGAUUUAAAGCUCUAUCCUUUCUCUCCUUUUCCUCUCUUUCUCCGUCUCCUUCUCUGUCAGCCAUGAAAUUUUUUGAAGCUUGAUAAUAAGUCUUCUUCCUUAUUCUUCUUCACCUUUUUUUCUUUUGUAGCUUUAAUAAGAAGAACUAAUUAGCCUCAAAAAAGAAAAGAAAAUGCAAGCUUCGGUUCUUGAUAGUAUAAUUAAUAGGCUUCUUGAAGUUAGGACCAAUCCGGGAAAAUUAGUUCAGCUUUCAGAGGGAGAGAUAAGACAGCUUUGUUAUGUUUCUAGAGAUAUUUUCAUGAGGCAGCCCAAUCUGUUGGAGCUUGAAGCACCGGUCAAGAUUUGUGGUGAUAUUCAUGGCCAAUACUCUGAUCUUCUAAGGCUUUUUGAGUUUGGUGGAUUACCACCUCGUUCGAACUACUUGUUCUUAGGGGAUUAUGUAGAUCGCGGAAAGCAAAGCCUCGAAACAAUAUGCCUUCUCCUCGCGUACAAAAUAAAAUACCCUGAAAACUUCUUCCUCCUCAGAGGCAACCAUGAAUGUGCUUCCAUAAACCGCGUAUAUGGCUUCUACGACGAGUGUAAACGAAGAUUUAAUGUUAGACUUUGGAGAAUAUUUACAGACUCCUUCAACUGCCUUCCUGUGGCUGCGCUGAUUGAUGAAAAGAUACUCUGUAUGCAUGGAGGACUUUCUCCUCAUUUGAACAGCUUGAAUCAAAUAAGAACAAUUCCACGACCAACCGAUGUCCCAGAACAAGGCUUGCUAUCUGAUCUCCUCUGGUCUGAUCCUAGUAAAGAAAUUCAAGGUUGGGGCCCGAAUGAUAGGGGAGUGUCAUUUACAUUCGGCGCUGACAGAGUUGCUGACUCGCUUAGAAAACUCGAUCUUGACUUAAUUUGUCGAGCUCACCAGGUUGUAGAAGAUGGAUAUGAGUUCUUUGCUAAUAGGAGACUUGUAACCAUAUUUUCGGCGCCCAACUAUUGUGGAGAAUUCAACAAUGCCGGCGCCAUGAUGAGCGUCGACGAGACCUUAAUGUGUUCUUUUCAAAUCUUAAAGCCUACUGAUAAGAAGCCAAAGUUUGGCUUUGGAGGUUCAUCUGCUAAGCCAAUUUCUCCUAAUAAAAUCAAGUCAUUUCUAUUUUAGAUGAGCCGUCAGCCAAGGACAAUACUAAAGGAAUUUCAACUGUGAGAUUUUAAGAGGCUGCAAAUUUUCUUCUCCCUUUUUUUUUUAAUUUUUAUUUUGACCUCUAUUGGUGGUGGGGUCUUGCUUUAGCUUGUAGAGAACCUCUUGCAAGACUCCGCCACUUUUAUGUAAGUAUCAAAGCGCCAUUAUAAUUGAGGCUUUCUCAAUGGUUGUAUUCUUUUAUAAUAGAAAAUCUCAUUGAAGGCUCACAAAAUCUUUCAAUUUUUUGCCUUCCAUUUGCUUUGGAUCUUUCACUUUCUCACGAGAAAAUGAGACAAA